AUGGCUACAGUUCCUCUCCACGCGAGCCGCACUCUACCUUCGUUACUGAAUGGCCCAACACCCCGAAAACCUGCAUUUUCUCACUCUCUUUCGCUUUUACCAAAAUCAGCUCAGCCUCAAUUUCAUGGCCUCAAGCUCUCCACCUCUUCCCACCUCUCAAUCACUUCUUCUGCUCCUGCAAAAUUUUCAAUCGUUGCCAAGGUAACAGAAGGGACGAUACCACCGGCGUUUACAUUGAAAGACCAAAGUGGGAGGACUGUAAGCCUUUCUAAAUUCAAAGGCAAGCCUGUAGUUGUUUAUUUCUAUCCUGCUGAUGAAACCCCUGGCUGCACCAAACAGGCAUGUGCCUUUAGGGACUCUUAUGAAAAGUUCAAGAAAGCAGGUGCUGCGGUUGUCGGAAUCAGCGGGGAUGAUUCAUCAUCCCACAAGUCGUUUGCGGAGAAAUACAGACUUCCAUUUACCCUGUUAAGUGACGAGGGCAAUAAAGUGAGAAAAGAGUGGGGUGUCCCAUCGGACCUUUUUGGUGCAUUGCCCGGAAGGCAGACUUACGUGCUUGACAAGAAUGGCGUCUGUCGUCUUAUUUACAAUAAUCAGUUCCAACCUGAAAAGCAUAUUGAUGAAACCUUGAAGUUACUCAAAAGCAUUUGA
Molecule: messenger RNA, 648 nt
Organism: Striga hermonthica
Lineage: Eukaryota; Viridiplantae; Streptophyta; Magnoliopsida; Lamiales; Orobanchaceae
Source: the annotation of a GenBank genome assembly